AUGCUUGAUAAGAUAUUUUACAACACGGUUUUAUGCCAAACAUUUUCUCCGUGUGGUAAAUAUUUAGUAGCCGGUAAUAUUUAUGGACAACUAGCAGUGUUUGAUCUCGAUAACAUAUUUAAUCCUGUGAUAGAACUACUUACUCCAGAUUAUAAUAAACCAAAACACAUUCAUACCUUGGAAUCAGAGAAUCAAGUGUGUAGUUUAGUGAGCACAGAGAAUUUUUUAAUUGUUGGCUCAGUAAAUGAGAUAUUGGGAUGGAAUUGGAAAUCGGUAAUACAUCCUAAAUUAGGCAAACCUGCAUGGACAAUAAGGAUACAGCCUAAGUCUGUGAUUGAGAAAUGCGAUAUUAAUUAUCUGUGGUAUUCGGAAGAAGAGGGAAAACUAUAUGCGGGGUGUGGUGACAAUAAUAUUUACAUAUACAAUUUAGAAGAUGGUAGACUUAUGUCUAAGUUGGAAGGGCAUGAAGAUUAUAUACAUUGCUUACAUGGCAAUGGAAAUCAAUUAAUAUCUGCUGGCGAGGAUGGCAAGGUCCUUCUUUGGGACACGAGAACGAAAAAAAGUCAUAACAAAAUUGAACCCUACAAUAACAGUAAGGUGGCAAGACCAGAUAUUGGAAAAUGGAUGGGAGCCGCUGCUUUGGGAGAUGAUUGGAUUGUAUGUGGAGGUGGUCCGAGAUUAGCUCUUUGGCAUCUACGCUCAUUGGAUGCUGUUACAGUGUUUGAUAUUCCCGAUCAUGGAAUACAUGUGUCCUUUUUCCAUGAUGACUGUGUGUUUGCUGGCGGGGCUGCCAAGCAUUUAUAUCAGCUAAGCUACUCCGGAGAUAUAAGAGUUGAACUGCCAGUGUCAUCUACCACAGUAUACUCCGCAGUUUUGAGAACCAGCCCACAUAAAGUUCUUACAAUAGCUGGUUCCAGCCCUGAAAUUGACUUGUGUACCACAUUCAACUAUAGAGAUCAAGUUUUGCAUUUCAGAUGA
Molecule: messenger RNA, 978 nt
Organism: Danaus chrysippus (African queen)
Lineage: Eukaryota; Metazoa; Arthropoda; Insecta; Lepidoptera; Nymphalidae
Source: the annotation of a GenBank genome assembly